Messenger RNA from Drosophila miranda, 1073 nucleotides. RefSeq names its product feline leukemia virus subgroup C receptor-related protein 1-like. Gene Ontology annotation, biological process: heme export. The record is from RefSeq and is a predicted model, not a curated record. The transcript is spliced from 2 exons. Gene Ontology annotation, cellular component: membrane. Lineage: Eukaryota; Metazoa; Arthropoda; Insecta; Diptera; Drosophilidae. Gene Ontology annotation, molecular function: heme transmembrane transporter activity; heme binding. The coding region runs from base 175 to 486 and encodes 103 amino acids.
CUGCAGUUUGUUUUGAGCGUGCAAUUUUGUAUUUAUUUAAAAACAUGUUAUUCUUGUAGGAAACUAUUGGAAUAUGGCCGAGCAAAAGACAGUAGACUUUGUGGAAACACUGGAAACAAACUGGAAGCACAAUCGCACGUCGAACGGCUGCUAAAAUCCCAUUACAUCUUUUUCAUGACCGGGUACUUGCCGGUGGGCUUUGAGUUUGGCGCCGAACUAACGUUCCCCGAGCCGGAGGGCACCUCAUCCGGUCUGCUGAAUGCCUCGGCCCAGACCUUUGGAAUCUGCUUCACACUCUUCUACUCGGAGCUCUUCACAGCUUUCGGGGACAAUGCCGCCAAUACUACCAUGGCUACCAUGAUGCUGAUUGUCGGCACGAUUAUCACGGCCGCCACCCGGUCCGAUCUGCGGCGGCAGAACGCCCAAGCUGGAAGUGCGGCUGGCAAUCCCUUAACACAUUACACCACUCUCCCCGGGAAACACUAGCCACUCCCACUAUCCUCCACAACAUCCACCCCAACUCAGAGACAGGAGCUGUCGACUCUUUUUAUGUAUAUUACGAGUUGUCUACGCAUAUCAAUUGUUUAACAUUUUAAUUUAUUUUAUUGUUUACUGUACACUUCUAUUGUAGCCCUAAGUGUUGAAUUUUAAAAUGUUCAUUAAAAGUGCACGCACAACACGUAUGUGCACAAAAGUCCUGCAUAUACACACCCACACCUGUAUGUAUGAGUAAGCUUAGGCAAUUAUUUUUUAUAUUUUAUAUUGGCCAAGGCAUAAGGUUUAGUAAUUAAUUAGUUAACUUUUGCAAUACAAUGACUUGCAUCGAAAUUCAGCUUUAUCCAUUCUGUUGCAACUGUCCAUGCCCCACCACACUCAACACUCGCAAAGACACAAUGUUAUAUAGAAAUAUCCCCCAGUAUUCUAGCCACCAAAAAAUAUUCUAGAGAAAUACUUGCAAUCCUGCAUAUCAGCAUAUCUGGCAUUGAAGAAUAAUACAAGAUUUGGUACUUCCCUUCAGGGGUGUCUACACACUCUACAUGCAACAUCAACAGCUGUUCGUCUCUUGUAAUCAU